AUGAAGGCAUUUAAACACGUACGGAGCCAUUUUCAUGUCCCAGGUCCUGGUCCUCUCAGAACCAAGAAUUUAACUGGUGUUGUGCAUCUUAACGCAAUCUCUUAUCACUCCUUCACUGAAUCACACUUGGAUCCUCAAUCUUCCGAGUGGCGUGAAAAAGCCCUCCCAAAACUAAUCAAGCUGACCCCAUUGCUAAAGAAUUUAGACCUAAUCAAUGGAAAAUUGGUUAAUCUCCACGACAAAUGCACUGUGAAUGACGAGUUUCUUCUCCAGAGCAUGCGUACAUUCAAGCCUAUCGCCACAGCCUUUCUUAUGAAGCAAGCAUUAUCUACAGUAAGUACGCCAUGUCUUUCUGUUGAUAAGCCACUUUAUAUGGAAACUUUUACCUUGAAUUCUCUCAAAAAAGUAUGCAACAUCUUAGAUGUGUCUGCUCAACAGAGGAAGUUAGUUCGUCUUGCAAUAUGUCCACAGGUUACACAGCACCAAAUAUGGACAGGUGCCCUCGAGGAGAUACUAAAUCAAUUAAAAUUUGAAAUGAGUGUUAAUGAUUAUGGAUGCAUAAUGGCUCAACAAAUAGUGGUUAACUGUCUAAAGUUCUUAGAUGAUGUCAUGUCUUAUGACCCUGAGUCAACUUCAUGGAUGCGACUUACACUUAAAAAAGAUGCAAACUUGCCACCUUAUGCUAAAUGGGAAGAUUUUCUUGAAAUGAUUAAUGAUUUGAUGAUCUGUUUAAAGAAUGAAGAGGGAUUUUUCUUUUAUGUGACAAAGCUUGAGACCAUGAAAGAAGGGUUGUCACAGAUAAAAGAUGUUUUGGUGGAUAAGAAUAUUGGAUACAAAGAGGUGAGACAUCAACAAAGUUUAGUUCAGAAGAAGUUGACUAAAUCUUUGGGUCAUUCAUCUAAAUGUUUGUUCACACUUUUAUUGUAUUAUCUUUAUGGAAGUAUUAGGGAUAUUGAGCUUGAUAUUUGCUGUUGGUUUUCUGAGGGUGAUGUUGGGAACAAGUGUUAUUUGUGUGUUGGGAAGAUUUUGAUAUCAGAUGAAGAGAAAAUGUUAAGGCGUGAAGUGAAGAAGUUAGAUAGGGCUCUUAGGGUUAUUAAGUUUGUAUACGAAAUGGCAGAAAUGAAGGAGAUUUUGGAGUUGCAGGGUCAUGUAUGGUGCUUAGGGUGUGAGAACAGAUCACUUGUUUAUAGAGGGCACAAGUUCUUCAUUCAUGGUAUUAGUCUCUGA
Molecule: messenger RNA, 1227 nt
Organism: Lactuca virosa
Lineage: Eukaryota; Viridiplantae; Streptophyta; Magnoliopsida; Asterales; Asteraceae
Source: the annotation of a GenBank genome assembly